Molecule: messenger RNA, 267 nt
Organism: Rangifer tarandus platyrhynchus (Svalbard reindeer)
Lineage: Eukaryota; Metazoa; Chordata; Mammalia; Artiodactyla; Cervidae
Source: the annotation of a GenBank genome assembly
AUGGCUGAUUCUGACCCUGGGGAAAGAAACUAUGACAACAUGCUGAAAAUGCUGUCAGACCUGAAUAAAGACUUGGAAAAGCUGUUGGAAGAGAUGGAAAAAAUCUCAGUGCAGGCCACGUGGAUGGCCUACGACAUGGUGGUGAUGCGCACCAACCCCACGCUGGCGGAGUCCAUGCGGCGGCUGGAGGACGCCUUCCUCAACUGCAAGGAGGAGAUGGAGAAGAACUGGCAGGAGCUGCUCAAUGAGACCAAACACACGCAGUAG